GCGGGUAUAGUUUUAGUAAUCAGUCGUAUCCUAGCCACUAGUGGUUGUGUCGCGUUGUUCGAUUUAUUAGGUUGUGAUAUUUUCUACGUGUAUUCGUUAAAUAAUUGUGUUAUUAAUUGUAUUCUGAACUAUGUUAAUGGUUUUUUAGAAAUAAAUGCAAUUAAAAUCAAUAAGUUGCAGCUCUACCAUUAUCAGCGUUUAAAAAUUAUUUUGGUUGUUGAUAUUUAUAAAUUAAGCAAAAUGUGAUGCUCUGAAGUUUUUUAAAAACCAUGGAUUCUACUACUACAAUCAUAAUUAAAACUUUAUUGCAUAAGUAUCUAGAUUAAUGAAUGAAGUUUUUCAGUAUAAUCAUACAAAGUGAUCUCAAACCUCAAAGCUUGGAAAAUAGAAUGACAAAAAAUAUGUCAGCAUUUCAAGUGUUUUUGUUAUUAAUUUCUCAGUUAUUGUUGGUAUUACUCUACAAUAGUGCAGUUAUUGUGAGUUCACAACAACUAGCUUGGACGCCAAUUUAUGUCGGAUCCAACAGUCAAGUGGAUUUAUGGACACAAAAUGCACAGGGUUGUCGAUGUAAUCAUGAUUUGACUAGAGAAGAUUGUGCUUGUUGUGUACCACGGGGUGGAUGUCAAUGCGGAAUUGUAGCACCUAACAGAUGUGCGCAAUGCGGUUUAGAACAAUACUGCUCAAGUAUGUGUAAUGUAACCCUUAAAGCAGACCUACUAUUAGCUCGUUCAAAUUCAACAUUUGGUCAAAUAAAAUCACCAGCUCUCUCUGGUCCUGAUUCCUGUUGGUAUACAUUAGAUCCAGGACACGAUAAACGCGUUGAGUUACAAGUUUAUAGACUAAUAAAUGCAGGACAUUUUAAUGGAUCAAGUUGCGUGUCGGGUUAUUUGGAGCUAAUAGAUUCAUUUGGUCAAGGAACAGGUCCACGUAUAUGUGGUCAAAAUGAACGAUUGACACCACCGGUAGUUAUGUUUUCCGAUCGAGAGUCAGCACUUUUAAAUUUUCGAAUUGAAGAGUCGACGUCUAGAUCACAAUUUUUGGCAUAUUUUAGUUUUACAUCUUUAACGAACAGUUAUGGUCUAUCUUUUAGACCAAAAGGUGGCAGAAGAAUAGAUCACACUACAUGUGAUUGGUUAUAUCAAGAUUUUUCUUGUAAGAAAGAUUCAUGUGUACUUGCUAGUCCAGGAUUUCCGGGUAUCUAUGGAUCUAAAAUUUAUUGCAAAUAUCAUAUAACAACAAGUUCAGUCCAUACUAAAGUUCGACUUCAAUUUUUAACAUUAUCAUUACCACUUAACAAUUGUGGCAGUCAUUACAUAAAUGUUUACCAAGGACCUACCUCUAAUAGCCCCUUAUUGACCACUGUCUGUGACAAAAGCAAAAAGGAAUACACAUUUCCUGGACCAAACGUACUGCUAGAAUUUAGAGCUGGAGAGGCUAUUCCACCUUAUGACUAUAGUGGUUUUGUAUCCACUAUUGAGUUUAUCGAUGAUGAAUCAAAAUCUUCUACUAGUACGAUUACACCAGUUGUGUCACUUUUUCCUAUAGUUUCUGUUUCGAACGAAUUCAAGUAUAACGAUUCAUGUGAAGUAACAAUUAAAUCAACUGAUACCAAAUCUGGUCAUUUUGAUUUACGGGGAUUACAAAAUUGGAAAACAAUUUGUACUGUUAGAUUUGUAGGAAAGACGCCAGAAAUAGUUCAAGUAUCAUUAUUCAAUUAUAUUUUGAAGAAUCCAUCAUGUCAAUCUUAUAUAGAAGUAUACGAUGGUUCUGACACAAAAUCUAAACAUAAAAUAAAAAAACUAUGUGGUCCUAUUGAAAAACAUGCUAGAGAUACAAAUGGGCGAUUUCUUGAAAGACAAAUGUUUAUUUCAAAAAAAUCAGAAAUGACUCUAAUAGUUCGAAGAUCAAUGGUAACGACACAAAAUGAAGAAAACGAAUUUUUGGACGGAGCUUACAGUUUCUUUAAUGAAUUAGAAAGAGGUACACUGCAACCAGAGACACUAUGUAAUGUUAACUAUCAUGGUCUAAGUAGCUCUUCAAUAGGAAAAUUAAAACAUCCUGGUACUGAACAAAUAUUUUGGAACGUUGAAGGACAAAUGAAAUGUUCCCAGAACUUAUUGCCAUCCGCCAACCAAAGUGUUAACAUUAAAAUUAUAUCUUUAAAUAAAUUAUCAUCUAAUCUAUGCUACACAGAAUGUGGAGAUGGAGGUUGUCGUUGCGUAAAGAAUUUAACUACAGUUGUUGAUCAGCUAUUAAUAACAUCUACUAAUGGUGACAUUUUAUCAUGUAUUUGUGGAGAUUUUCAAGCCGAGUGGUUACCCGUUACAAUUAAAUCAUGGUCACCAAUAAACUUGAUUUAUUCAGUAUCGAAAUACAGUUGGUCAAGCAAGGGAUUUGAAUAUUCAGCGGAGUACUCGUUUAAGGAUGAUACUGUAUGUGGGUAUCGAGAAAUUAAUCAGCAUACCGGAAUUAUCGAAUCCCCAAUUAUGAUUAAAGAAAGCCCUCUCAAUUUUUAUUAUCACCAAGAUUGCACAUGGCUUUUGAACUCUAAUGUUGAACGUCAUUUAACUAUUGAAAUAGGAAGUACUCAAAGCCGCCCGUGUUCAGCAUGGAAUAUAAGUGUACAUGAAUAUUCAGAAAAAACUGAUGAUCGAGCUGGUCUAGAGUUGUACACAUUUUGUUCAAGAGAAAAGAAUUCUACUAAUACCCUGCCUUGGCAAACUAACAUUGUUGUUAUAAAAUUAAAAGCCAUGACUCAAACACCACCUCAAUACUUUAUCAAAUGGAGAUCAGAAAUUGAUAAAAUUCGUUUAUCUGGAUCGACAGCACAUACGGCAGCAUCUAAUGGAACUCACAAAAUUAAUUCAAUUUUACUAAACAUUUUUUUUUGUAUUUUCGCUCUAUUGAUUAAAAGUUAUUAAACAACUGAGAUUUAAAUUUAAUUAGAUUAAGUAUGUAAAUAAAUGUUUUCAAUUUUAUGUUAUGUAGAUAAGUAACUCUAGACAAUAGUA
Molecule: messenger RNA, 3011 nt
Organism: Daktulosphaira vitifoliae (grape phylloxera)
Lineage: Eukaryota; Metazoa; Arthropoda; Insecta; Hemiptera; Phylloxeridae
Exons: 17
Coding region: 330-2921 (863 amino acids)
Cellular component (GO): plasma membrane
Source: RefSeq, a predicted model, not a curated record